Dipodomys ordii (Ord's kangaroo rat) is the source of this 4387-nucleotide messenger RNA. It is a transcript of the gene Cep131, whose product is annotated as centrosomal protein 131kDa. The transcript has 26 exons. The record is from RefSeq and is a predicted model, not a curated record. Gene Ontology annotation, cellular component: centriolar satellite. Bases 962 to 4210 code for a protein of 1082 amino acids. Lineage: Eukaryota; Metazoa; Chordata; Mammalia; Rodentia; Heteromyidae. Gene Ontology annotation, biological process: intraciliary transport involved in cilium assembly; cilium assembly; regulation of centrosome duplication.
AUGGCGUGGGCCUGGCUGCACGCCGGCCUUCUCAUUCUCAGGCCCCUCGCCCACAGCGCCCGCCCAGGAGUGGCUCUCAGCUGACUCCUGCCCCACCCAGCCCCUUCCUGAGGCCUGGUGCAGCAGCCUCACCUGGCCAGCCCCAGGCCACCUCCGAGCUGCUAGAAGUGGGAGGGAGCCAGCCGGGCCCAGGGGGCGGGGGGCGUGGGCCGGCUUCCUGACGGGCCCCCAGGCGGCGGCCCCUUCCCACCGAAGGCGGGGGGCCUCUGGCUGGCUGCCACCUGAGGAAGGCCCAGCUUUAUCUGGCACACUACAGGCCACAGCCCCUUGACCCAGGCUGCUGGGCUCUCCCAGGGCCCUGAACCAGGAGAGGACUCCAGGGCUACCUCGGUCCCCGUCCACUCUCCCCCCCUUCCCCCCCCCCGCCUCCAGUCUUGCCAGACACAUCUUGGACUUGACUUUGUGCAGCAGCCACAGGCAGGCCAUGGCCACAAGCGCUGGCCUUGGCUUUUACCUCAGACCCUCCCUCCCCUCCCGGGAGGUGGUGGCAGCUGAGCCACGGUCCUCAGCAUGUGGGAGCCGGGGGGUCAGGUCCCUGCGUGACCCUCCCCUGACCACAGCCGCCUCCUGCAGACGGGGAAAGACCCAAUAAACCGCGUUUACAGAGGCUGGACCGCGCGCUUCCUUCUUCUGUGUCUGCAUUUCAGACGUGCUUGGCAGGCACUCAGGACCGCUUCCCGACUGGUAACGCGGCGCUCCUCUGGUACUGCCUGGCCGCCCUUGCGGGCAGGAGAGUGCUCAGAUCCCUGACUGGGAGCAUUUGUGUGACUGCUGCCCAGGACAAGAGAGAGAACCCGCCACAGGGGAGUAGAGCCAGGGCCACAGGUGAAGGUGACACGUCCCAAAGUGGCUGCAGGUGGAAGGUGACUUCAUCAAGGUCUCCGCUAGGACUUCGUUCACCAUGAAAGGCUCGAGGACUGUCAGCAGGACCCCUGACAGCAACUCGGCCUGUGUGGAGCUUAGUCUGACCGGCCUCCCUCCCCCCAUGUCCCAGCGCCCCGGCAGCGCCUCCACCGCCAAGCCCAUCGUCCGGUCCAUCUCCGUGGCCACGGGCAGCGAGCCCAGGAGGAGGGCGCUGGAGGCCUCCGGGCCUGGAGCUUCUCGGGCCAUCAACAAUCUUCGCAGAUCCAACAGCACCACGCAGGUCAAUCAGCCAUGGACUGGCUCUCCCAGGUCAGCAGAGCCCACCGACUUCCUGGCACUCUUUGAGGGCAGCACCAGUGAGAGGAGGGUGGGCAGCAAGGCGUGUGGCGAGCAGGGGGCCACGUGGAAUGUUCUGGAUGACCAGCCCAGGAGCCUCACCUUGCCAGCCAGCGGCCCAGGUUCUAGGUCCCCGGCAGGCCCACGGAGGAAAGAAAGCAUCCUGGCACCCAACUUCACUGCCAACAACAGAAGCAACAAGGGGACCGUAGGCAACUGCGUCACCACCAUGGUGCAUAACCGCUACGCCCCCUCGGAGAGGCCGCCCCCCCUCAAGAGCUCCAACCAGACAGCCCCCUCCCUCAACAACAUCAUCAAAGCGGCGGCCAGUGAGGCUGGUGAGGGCAGCAGCUUCUCAGAGCCCCGGAAGAAUAACUCGGGUGGUGUCCAGGAGGCCCGCAGCGCCACCGGGCUGCUCAGGCGGAAGGAGGUGACGGAGGAGGAGGCCGAGAGGUUUAUCCUCCAGGUAAACCAGGCCGCCGUCACCAUCCAGCGCUGGUACCGCCACCAGGUGCAGCGGCGCCAAGCAGGAGCCACAAGCCUUGAGCACCUGCUGGCCUCUAAACGAGAGGAGCAGCGGCAGCAGCCAAGCAACAGGAGCUUCCUAGACCUGCACCGGCAGAAGGAGGUGGCGAGGAAGAAGGCGCGGGAGGAGAAGGCGCGCCAGGCCAGGCGCGCAGCCAUUCAGGAACUGCAGCAGAAGCGAGCCCAAAAGUCAGGAGAGGCUGAGUGUGGAGGGCCCAAGGACCACCGGGAGGCCCGGGCGCUGGGGCAGCCGUGGCCCACACAGGAGCCACCCCCCAUGCCAGGCAGCGCGUGCCAGGUCCUCAAGGCCAACAACGCUGGUACCAGUGUGUGCCCAGCAGCCCCCAGAGACCCCUCCCCGCCCGCCUCCCCCCCUGACUCUUCUCCAGAGCCCCGGCUGUCUCCGGAGGACAAGCCACAGGCCUGGGCGUCACCAGUGUCCCAUCCCGCCCAAGACACGUUAGCCCCAGAGGAUGUCCACUCCCCAGACAUGCUCCCUGAGGGCGCAGGGCCUGUGGGCCCCUCCAGGAGCAGGGCCAAGCCCAGGGCCACGUUGGAUGAGCUGCUGGACACACUGAGGCUGCUGGAGGAAGAGCCUGAGCCGCUGCCCCGCCCCAAGCCCUACCACAAGGACAAAUACUCCUGGAUUGACGAGGAGGAGGAUGCCAGCUCCCUGACUGCUGACAACCUGGAGAAAUUCGGGAAACUCAGCGCGCCCCCCGCCCCGCUGGAGGAUGGGGUGCUGCUCUCCGAGGCCAAGCUGCAGAGCAUCAUGAGCUUCCUGGAGGAGAUGGAGGCGUCCACACAGGACCGGCCAGCCCCCCAACGGGAGGGCCGGACACAGGAGGCGGGGCGGGGCCGCUCGGAGCUAGCCUCAGAGGGGAGCGUCUCCAUCAUGCGGCUGAAGCUGGAGGUGGAGGAGAAGAAGCAGGCCCUGCUGCUGCUGCAGAGAGCGCUGGCCCAGCAGCGGGACCUCACCCUCCGGAGGGUCAAGGAGACCGAGAAGGAGCUGAGCCGGCAGCUGCGGCAGCAGAAGGAGCACUACGAGGCCACCAUCCAGCGACACCUGUCCUUCAUCGACCAGCUGAUCGAAGACAAGAAGGUGCUGAGCGAGAAGUGCGAGGCGGUGGUGGCAGAGCUGAGGCAGGGCGACCAGCGGUGCCGGGAGCGUGUGGCGCAGAUGCAGGAGCAGCACGAGCUGGAGAUUAAGAAGCUCAAAGAACUCAUGAGCGCCACGGAGAAGGUGCGCAGGGAGAAGUGGAUCAAUGAAAAAACCAAAAAGAUCAAGGAGAUCACCGUGCGAGGCCUGGAACCCGAGAUCCAGAAGCUGAUCGCCAAGCACAAGCAGGAGGUGAGGAAGCUGAGGGACCUGCACGAGGCCGAGCUGCUGCGGCGCGAGGAGCAGGCCGCCCAGCGCCACCUGCGCCAGGCGGAGGAGCUGCGGGAGCAUUUGGAGCAGGAGAAGGAGGCGCUGGGUCAGCAGGAGCGGGCCCGCGCCCAGCAGCGGUUUGAGCAGCACCUGGAGCAGGAGCAGCGAGCCCUGGAGCAGCAGCGGCGCCGGCUGUACAGCGAGGUGGCCGAGGAGCGGGAGCGGCUGGGCCAGCAGGCAGCCAGGCAGCGGACGGAAAUGGAGGAGCUGCGGCAGCAGCUGGAGGAGAGAAGUGCGGCACUGACCAGAGCUCUGCGGGCUGAGUUUGAGAAGGGCCAGCAGGAGCAGGAGCAGCAGCACCAGAUGGAGCUGAAGGCCCUGAAGGACCAACUGGAGGUAGAGAGACAAGCGUGGGUGGCCAGCUGCGCCAAGAAGGAGGAAGCUUGGCAGCUGAACCGGGAACGAGAGCUGAAGGAGGAGCUCCGGAAGGGCCGAGACCAGGAGAUCGAGCUGGUCAUCCAUCGGCUAGAGGCCGACAUGACACUGGCCAAGGAGGAGAGCGAGAGGGCAGCGGAGAGCCGGGUCAAGCGCGUGCGGGACAAGUAUGAGACUGAGCUCUCAGAGCUGGAGAAGUCGGAGCGGAAGCUUCAGGAGCGGUGCUCGGAGCUGAAAGGGCGGCUGGUGGAGGCCGAGGGGGAGAAGGAGCGGCUGCAGGCCCUGGUGCGGAAGAAGGAGAAGGAGCUGGAGGAAGCACAGGCCGUGAACGCUCAGCUCUCAGGUGAGCGCAACAACCUCACCCAGGUGGUCCGCCAGGAGUUUGCUGACCGGCUGGCGGCCUCGGAGGAGGAGAAGCAGCAGGUCAGGGCAGAGCUGGCUGAGCUGCGAGCCCGUCAGCAGCUGGAGCUGGACGAGGUGCACCGGAGGGUGAAGGCUGCCCUGGCCAAGAAGGAGGAGGCGGUGAACAGUCUCCGGAGACAGCACGAGGCCGCAGUGAAGAGGGCUGACCACCUGGAGGAGCUGCUGGAGCGGCACCGGCGGCCGCUGAACGCCAGGUGACGCUGCGGCACAGACACCGGGCGGAAGUGGACGCCUGCCCGGGGAUGGGUGUCGGGGCCAUCUCCCCCCACGGCGGGGCUGGGGCUUCCCUCCUGCUCAGGACGCUGCUGUCCGCAUGCCCGCAGCUGCGCUUCGGUUCAGUUUUGUUUUUAAUAAGUAAAAUGUCAUUGUUUCUUA